AUGCCCAAGACCAAACACAAGAAGCGCAACAGCGCUUCACCCGCAAAUCCCUAUGCGGACGCGGCGGCCAAAACCCAGGCUGCGCACAGCAUCUUCAAGAUGAACACAGACAUUGGCCAGCACGUUCUGAAGAACCCUGGCAUCGCUGAGCAGAUCGUCAACAAGGCCGACCUCAAGCAGAGCGAUAUCGUCCUCGAAAUCGGUCCCGGGACGGGCAACCUGACAGCCAAAAUCCUUGAGCAGGCGAAGAAAUGCAUUGCCGUCGAGCUGGACCCUCGAAUGGCAGCCGAAGUCACCAAGCGCUUCCAAUCAACGCCUGCACAAAAGCGUCUGGAGGUCAUUUUGGGCGAUGUGAUGAAGACUGAGCUGCCGUAUUUCGAUGUCUGCAUCAGCAACACGCCCUAUCAGAUUUCCUCCCCUCUGACCUUUAAAUUGCUGGCUACAUCUCCGGCGCCUCGUGUCUGCAUUCUCAUGUUUCAACGAGAAUUUGCGCUGCGUCUAUUUGCCAAACCUGGCGAUAAACUAUACAGUCGACUCUCCGUCAAUGCCCAAAUGUGGGCCAAGAUCGAUCACAUCAUGAAGGUCGGCAAGAACAACUUCAAACCUCCACCCAUGGUCGAGUCCAGCGUGAUCCGCAUGGUCCCCAAGAAUCCGCGACCACAGAUCAACUACGAGGAAUGGGAUGGUUUGUUGCGGAUUGCAUUCGUCCGCAAGAACAAGACCCUGCGGGCUAGUUUUAUCGGCACCGCCAGCAUCAUGAACAUGUUGGAAGCUAACUACCGCACAUGGUGUGCACAGAACGACAUCCCGGUCGAAGAUGGGCCGGCGGAUGCGGAUGGCGAUGCGAUGGAUACGGGCAACGAGCCGGAAGAAAUGGAGGCCGAGGAGGCCAUGGAGGUGGACGAAGACGAUGACGUGCCCGAUUUCUUCAAGGAGGAGACCAACGCCCGCCUUCAAGCUGCGCUCAAGAACCAGCCAGCGCGCAAGAAGCGGGGCAAGGUUGCGGAAUUGGUGCGUGAAAAAGUCCGUCAAGUCUUGGAGGAUGAAACAGGUCUGGCCGACAAGCGCGCGCGGAUGUGUGAUGAGAAUGAGUUCUUAAAGAUGCUGUGGGCGUUCAACCAGAAAGGGAUCCAUUUCAACUGA
Penicillium lagena is the source of this 1143-nucleotide messenger RNA. Its product is annotated as dimethyladenosine transferase. The transcript has 3 exons. Gene Ontology annotation, biological process: rRNA methylation. The record is from RefSeq and is a predicted model, not a curated record. Bases 1 to 1143 code for a protein of 380 amino acids. Gene Ontology annotation, molecular function: rRNA (adenine-N6,N6-)-dimethyltransferase activity. NCBI's taxonomy places the organism in Eukaryota, Fungi, Ascomycota, Eurotiomycetes, Eurotiales, Aspergillaceae. Gene Ontology annotation, cellular component: mitochondrial matrix.